AGACGGCUGAGAGGCCAUAAAGGCUAAAGCGGCUGCCACGUGCUGUAUUGCUUCCCGGAGCCGCCCUGGCCUUAUUGCUACUGCGGCCGAGGAUGGCAAUGUUUGCUGGUUUGACAUGCGGUGCAAAGAUGUGGCUUUUACUAUGGAUGUUGCCAAUCAUAAUCCCAUUUCCUCGAUCUGUUUCAAGCCAGGGUCAAUUACCAUGGAUAUGGCACUUCACGGGACCAAGAUGAAGAUGACGAUUAGGGGUGGACACGCUUUAUCCCAGCCUGAAUUCCUCUUCUGUAUCUCCAAUCCGGCUCAAUUCCUCUUCUCUGUUCUUAUGCUGGGCAAAAAAAAGGUACCUAUAGAGGUGGAGAAGGCCGAAGAACAAGAAGCAGAGCAGAAGGCUGAAGAAGAUGAACAGGGCUGAGCAGAAGGCUGAAGAAUUGAU
Messenger RNA from Cuscuta campestris, 433 nucleotides. The record is from the annotation of a GenBank genome assembly. Lineage: Eukaryota; Viridiplantae; Streptophyta; Magnoliopsida; Solanales; Convolvulaceae.